CUAUGACACACACUCAUAAGUCAUGCUAAAAUGUCAAUUUACAAAAAUGCUGAAAUAACAAACAAAAUCUAACGUAAAAUGCAUAAUGAUAUUAGAACAAAAUGAACAAGAAUCAACGAAGAGUGCCGCGACGUAGAGAAAACUCAAGCAGAACCAGUGCUAAUAAGAGUAAAGGAACGAAUGACGAUGCACAUUCUCUUUAUAAGGCGAAGAGUAAAGAUAAGAGUGCACAUGGGCACGAUAGGUGCUGUUACGUGAGGCCAGAAAGAUCAGAUUUCGGUCAAUCGUUCAAGAACAUCAGUCCUGAUAAGUAUAGGCCACGUCCCUCAACGGCUGAACAGCAUAACCCACGAGCCGUUACUCCCGAAAAUCUUAUGCCAAGUGCCGCCAGUCCUGAAAAGCUUAUGCCAAGUGCCCCCAGUACUCAACAGCUUAUACGAAUUGCCCCCAGUCCUGAAAGGUUUAUGCCAAGUGGCCGCAGUCCUGAAAGGUUUAUGCCAAGUGGCCGCAGUCCUGAAAGGAUUAUGCCAAGUACCGCCAGCCCUGAAAGGUUUAUGCCAAGUGCCGCCAGCCCUGAAAGGUUUAUGCCAAGUGCCCACAGUCCUGAAAUGUUUAUGCUAGGUGACGCCAAUCCUGUAAAUCUUAUGCCAAGUGUCAUUAGUCGGGAAAGACUUAUUCCAAGUGCCAUUAGUCGUCAACAGCUUAUGCCAAGUGCCGCCAGUCGUGAAAAUCAUAACCAUUUGGAACCCAAACGUCGAAGUGAACAGUACCAAACUAUGUUAGAAGAUCAAUACGGUUUUGAUCCAUCGAUCAUUCAGCUGAAGGGUUUGAAGAAACUAGUUUGCGACCAUUCAACGAAGAUCGACUUUCAUUUAGAUUACGCUGAUCAAAUGACAGGGGCUGCUCCGGCUUAUGUGGAGAGGGCUAGCAGCUCUCAGUGGCAGACUGUGAACAGCAUUGAUGAUAUUGAUAGACUAUUAAUAGAAGAUGAUCGUAUUCCAGGCACGCGUGAGCGCAUACCGAAAGAGAUCUUCAUAUCGGAGGUGCCACGAGUAAAGAUUAUUGCGGAGAAAUUUUCCAAAUACAAAAAGAAUAAUCUGGAACUCCGGCGAUUAGACGAGAAAGUGGUUUGUGUGGAAUAUGAUAUAUUUGACCAGUACGAGGAAGUUCUGAAGCCCAUGCAGAGGAUGAGGGCAUUCUUCUCUAUCAAACCUGUUUUUGAUGACAGUAAGAACAAAGAAGGAGGAACGUUACCCACGCUAUCAACAAACAUUAAACGUAAAUUUAAUAUAUUGGACGAGGACCUCAAGAAGUUAACAGACAAAGAAAUUGAAAUUCUCGACGGUAAAAUAGAGGAGAAUCAUUCUUAUCUGGAGGACUUGAGGCGGAUUUUGAAACGUAAAAAAUUCAUAAACCGCAAAAAGAAUAAAAACUCUUUGGAUUUACAAUCCCUUUACAACAUGGCGAGACUGGACGGGUUGACUUCGGGCUAUGAUUACUCAGAACCAAAUUUUUUGUCGAAGGCAGCGUUGCAAGAAGUAAAAGAUUUAAUUCUUCAGCGGUGUGCGUCUAGUAUACACGGCAUUAGAAGAAGUCGUGUAAAGAGAAGGAAGGAGAGAGACUCAGCACUCGACAUUGGACUUGUAUCCGAAAGCAUUGUGGCCGAGUUGUUACAAGAAGAUACCAAACUUAAAGUCUAGCAAUGAAAGCGUUUUUUUCUGUUUGUAAUUAUAUUUCAAGUAUAUAAAAAUAGUUAACAAUC
This is a messenger RNA of Helicoverpa armigera (cotton bollworm), 1762 nucleotides long. RefSeq lists its product as uncharacterized. The record is from RefSeq and is a predicted model, not a curated record. Lineage: Eukaryota; Metazoa; Arthropoda; Insecta; Lepidoptera; Noctuidae. Bases 102 to 1700 code for a protein of 532 amino acids. The transcript has 4 exons.